ACAUUGCAUAGUGCCACUCAUUGUCUCUAACCCGGCUGACAGUCAUUUCAAACAGUUGUUAGGUGAAUGAAAGUUGCGUCCAUGCGGGGUAUCGGUGUCAAAUUCACUUAACAACGCGCAUCCAGCUUCUACACUCCGCGCAAAGCAAAACGUGGCUGAUGAAAAAACCCCUCUCCUGUUCUGAAUGAAGCGAGUCGUUUACAAGUGAAGAGUUGAGACACUUUUUCAAAGUUGCUCAACAAAAAAAUCAUCACCAACUCUGGUCAAUAUUUACAGAAGCAGGUUAGUGAUUAACUGUCCGGGGUUGCAGUGCAGCUGCACACUGUCCCAGCACACGGAGAACGAGCAGUGUCCGCUUUACAAUGCUGUGCGUUCGGGUUUGGAGAGGUCUGAGUCCCCGGUGCAGAGGAGGUCACUUGACAGCAUGGAACCGAUCCCGGAGCCACACCGGCGCUGCUGCUGCCAAGCUGGACCUCAGCGGGAUUUAUCCGCCCAUAGCCACCCCGUUUACCGCCAAAGAGGACGUGGACUACCACAGGCUGCAAGAAAACCUGCAGAAAUAUGCCAAGAUACCAUUUAAAGGUCUGGUGGUUCAGGGCUCCAACGGCGAGUAUCCGUACCUGACGGAGGAGGAGCGGGUGGAGGUGGUGAGGACGGUUAGACGCUCCUUGCAGGCGGACAAACUGGUGAUGGCUGGAUCAGGCUGUGAAUCCACCAGAGCCACAGUGCAGCUCACAGAGAGGAUGGCAGCGGCCGGAGCUGACGCUGUCCUGGUGGUAAAUCCCUGCUUUUACAAGGGCAAGAUGGACAGCCACGCUCUCAUCCAGCACUUUACAAAGGUGGCGGACAGCAGCCCAGUGCCGGUGGUACUGUACAGUGUUCCUGCCAACACUGGGCUGGAGCUGCCGUUGGACGCUGUGGUGCAUCUGUCUCAACAUCCAAACAUCGUGGGCCUUAAAGACAGCGGAGGAGAUAUCACACGGAUUGGCCUGAUUGUUCACAAAACCAAAACACAGGAUUUCCAGGUGUUGGCGGGCUCAGCAGGGUUUCUCAUGGCCGCCUAUUGUGUUGGUGCAGUUGGAGGAGUGUGUGCGCUCGCUAACGUUCUGGGCCAGGAGCUGUGUGAGCUGGAGCGUCUGUGUGUGUCCGGUCGCUGGGAGGAAGCCAGAGUCUUGCAGCAGCGCCUCAUCGAGCCCAACGCCGCCGUGACCAGGAAGUUGGGAGUUCCCGCCCUCAAGCAGGCGAUGGAGUGGUUCGGUUUCCACGGAGGCGCCUGUCGAUCACCUCUUCAGCCGCUCACAGAGGCCGAAACCAAGCAGCUGAGGCGGGACUUCUCCUCCAACGGCUGGCUGUGAGGUGUGUGUGUGUGUGUGUCUUCACUUUACCUGGAAACCUUUUAGCUGUUCAGGCCUUAGAUCUGUCCUCCAUGUGACAUGGGAUGGAGGCGGUGGGGAGUGAGGGGUUGGAAGAAAGAAAAUAAAUCUGUUGCUGCCUCAUAUCCGCCCGUAAAAAUAUCAAAAACCCAAUCACCUUAUUUUGUUUCGAUUCAGUGUGGUCAACAAUACGCAAUACAAAAUGAACAGUAUUACAGACCUGUAGGUUUGUUCUGAAAUCAUCAAUGUCCAUGCUUUGUAGCAAUGUCACAGAAAAAGAAUCACAAACUUAAAUGAAUUGAAACAAGUGUGCUGAAGAGUGAUUUACAUUGUUGAUUAACCAAAAAAAAACAACUAAACCUUUUACAGACUGCAUGAUGGAUCAGUCAUUACGCUGACAACACAUCCAUAGCUCCUGUCAGACUGGCUACUUAAAUAUAAAAGCAUAACAACCAACUGUUAUCACCCAUGUAAUCAGAACAAAACACCCACUGAUUUUCUGUGUUAUUGUUAAAGAAAGUUUUUACUCAUUCUUCUGUUGACUUUACACAAAAACAAAUCACUGUCAUUCCAUCAAGUUGCUGAUGAACACUCAGUUUUCUGUAAAGUUAGAGUAAUGUUACAAAUAAAACUCUACAUCAACUUGUUUUGACAAUAAAAUUGCAUUUCACUUCA
Molecule: messenger RNA, 2048 nt
Organism: Lates calcarifer (barramundi perch)
Lineage: Eukaryota; Metazoa; Chordata; Actinopteri; Centropomidae
Gene: hoga1
Product: 4-hydroxy-2-oxoglutarate aldolase 1
Exons: 7
Coding region: 363-1355 (330 amino acids)
Biological process (GO): N-acetylneuraminate catabolic process
Molecular function (GO): N-acetylneuraminate lyase activity; 4-hydroxy-tetrahydrodipicolinate synthase activity
Source: RefSeq, a predicted model, not a curated record